AUGGUUUCAUCUCUGAUUGCGGCGCGCUCUGCGCGAAGCAUCGUACCCAAUGCCGCCCAGAAGCGCUUACUUUCCGACAUUGCCAUCACCAGGACGGGCAAGCCAAUUAUUCGCACCGAGGGUGGAAGGUCCUCUCUUGGAGGUCACACUGCAACUGUUUUUGGCGCAACUGGUCAGCUCGGUCGAUACAUUGUGAACAGACUCGCCCGACAAGGAUGCACUGUUGUUGUGCCAUUCCGUGAGGAAAUGACCAAGCGCCACCUCAAAGUGACUGGAGACCUUGGGCGAGUUGUAUUCAUCGAAUACGAUCUACACAACACAGCUUCCAUUGAAGCCAGCGUUCGUCACUCUGAUGUUGUUUACAACCUUGUUGGUCGCGACUAUCCGACCAAGAACUUCUCUCUAGCCGAUGUCCAUGUCGAAGGAACCGAACGCAUUGUCGACGCCGUUGCGAAAUAUGAUGUCGAUCGUUACAUCCAUGUGUCCUCGCACAAUGCCGACAUUGCUUCAUCGUCGGAGUUCUUUGCUACGAAGGGACGCGGUGAAGAAGUUGCCCGAAGCAUCUUUCCAGAAACAACCCUCGUUCGCCCUGCUCCAAUCUUCGGUUUCGAGGACAACCUGCUUCUGAAGCUCGCUUCCGUGCUUAACCUCUUCACGGCCAACAACAUGCAGGAGAAGUUCUGGCCUGUCCACUCAAUCGAUGUCGGCGCUGGUCUGGAAAAGAUGCUGUACGAUGACUCUACUGCUGGUCAGACUUUCGAACUAUACGGCCCGAAGCAGUACAGCAUGGCGCAGAUUGCGGAAAUGGUCGACAAGGAAAUUUUCAAGCAACGAAGACACGUCAAUAUUCCGAAGGCUGUGCUUAAGCCCGUUGCUGGUGUUCUAAACAAGGUCCUUUGGUGGCACACUAUGUCAGCUGAUGAGGUGGAGCGAGAGUUCAUCGACCAAGUUAUUGAUCCUGAGGCCAAGACUUUCCAGGAUCUUAGUAUCGAGCCCGGUGACGUAGCUAACUUUACCUACCAUUACUUGCAAGGAUUUCGCAGCCAGAACUACUAUGACCUACCCCCGGCUACGGAGAAGGAGAAGCGUGAAGACAAGAAGUACAUUCAUGUCUUGGACGAAUUGUAA
This is a messenger RNA of Akanthomyces muscarius, 1128 nucleotides long. RefSeq lists its product as uncharacterized. Bases 1 to 1128 code for a protein of 375 amino acids. The transcript is spliced from 9 exons. Gene Ontology annotation, cellular component: mitochondrion. Gene Ontology annotation, molecular function: protein-containing complex binding. The record is from RefSeq and is a predicted model, not a curated record. Lineage: Eukaryota; Fungi; Ascomycota; Sordariomycetes; Hypocreales; Cordycipitaceae.